Messenger RNA from Coccinella septempunctata (seven-spotted ladybird), 724 nucleotides. RefSeq lists its product as uncharacterized. The coding region runs from base 185 to 724 and encodes 179 amino acids. The transcript is spliced from 3 exons. Lineage: Eukaryota; Metazoa; Arthropoda; Insecta; Coleoptera; Coccinellidae. The record is from RefSeq and is a predicted model, not a curated record.
ACUUACUCGUUGUCAGCACGAAGUUUAAAAAUCCAAUAAAAAGUUAGGAUACCUGAUUCACCGCUUCUUAUCUCCCUGAACCAUAUGUAUCUCAUUCUUGUUUCGUGCUCGUGUCGGUUAACAUCGAAGGAAAAUAAAAUAAUUUCAAGUGAAUAUUGGAUUGUGGAUUGAAAGUGAAGUCAAAAUGCCAAAAAGAGCUCAUUCAUCUCAUCGAAAAAAGGACGCCCAAAUGAGGAAACUGAAGAAGAAAUUGAAACAAAUGGAAAAACAAAUCAGGAAAAUUCAAUCGAGUGAAUCGAGCGAAUCGGACCACACAUAUUCCAAAGAGGAAUCUUCAGAUUCAGAAUCAUCAGACAACGAGUCAUAUAAACAGAAGGACGAUAUGGAAAUUGAGGCACCAACACCAACACAAGAUUUUAGUGUCCUAGGUUCAAAACCCAAUGAUGAGGAUGAAAUGGGAAAAUCUCUCCAUGAAGAAAUAAUAGUGCGCUGGAAUACGUAUCUUCAAAAAGGAUUCGACAAAACCCAACGUGAAGAAUUAAUGGCAAAAUAUAAACUUCCCGUGAACUGUAAAAUGUUGAUCCCCCCUCUGGUCAAUAAGGAGAUUCUGCCAUGUCUACCUAAGUCAGCUAAUGAAAAUGAUCAUUUUCUGAAAGCCUUACAAAAACAAUUAGCUCAUGGACUGACGGCUCUCACCGAAAAUACAAGAUUAUUUCCUAUUUGA